Molecule: messenger RNA, 1656 nt
Organism: Clunio marinus
Lineage: Eukaryota; Metazoa; Arthropoda; Insecta; Diptera; Chironomidae
Source: the annotation of a GenBank genome assembly
AUGCAGCUCGUUUCUCAAUUAGCAUUGAUGGAUGAAGCAAAAGAUAUUAUCGACGAUUUAGUUGACGAACGCGAUGAAUUGGAAAGUAAUUUGACAAUUGAAACUGGCAAGCGAACUGAUUUGGAAAUUCAACUGGAAAAAGGUGAAAAAUUAAUUUCACAGCUUCAAGAAAAAAUCGACAUCAUUGAAAAUGAUUUGCUUCUCAAUUGGAUAACAAGAGAUGAACAUAAACAGGUCGAGAAACGUUUAAAGGAAGAGAUUGUCAAUGGAGAAGCUCAACUUGCUGCUGUACGAAUGGAAAUGGAAUCACUUCGUAAUGAGAUUAAAAUUCACGUUGAAGAGAAGAAAGCAGAAGAAAUUGCCAAUAAAGAAAAUGUCAAAGAACAGCAGAAACGUCGAACAAUUGAAAUUUCUGAUGACCGUCACUCCACAUUGGAAAAAUGUGUCGAAAUUUGUUCGUUUUCUUUGGAUCAUCUCAAUGGUCUCGCACAAUUCAUGAGCAAUUUAUUGCAACAAAAAGAAUUUUGUGAGUCGCUUAGUGAAGCCACAAUGAACAACAUGCAAUGUGUCAUCAACAAAACUUUUGAACUUUCCAAUCAUGCAGCUCGUUUCUCAAUUAGCAUUGAUGGAUGUCGAAUGUCAUCAUUGCCGAACAUUUCGUCGCUUGAUUUAUUAAUGGCAACAGCUAGAAAUUCACUCGGAAGUAUUCGAGAUCUUUGCGGACAUAACAAAUCAUUUCAUGAUGCCAAGAAUGAACAAAUUGAAACGAUGGAAGUUGAAAUGGGGAAAAUUAAGGAAGAUUUGUUGACAGCAAGAAGUGAAAUUGAUAAACUCAAUCAGCACAAUGUCAUUUUACAAGAACAAGUCAAAGAGGGUAAAGUUCAAUACGAAAGAUUAAAUUCGGGACGCAAUCAACUAAUUGAAGACAUAAGAAAUGAGUUGAAGAAAGUUGAAACUGAAAACGAAUUGCUAACGACACAAAUGAAUGAAGCAAAAGAUAUUAUCGACGACCUAGUUGACGAACGCGAUGAAUUGGAAAGUAAUUUGACGAUUGAAACUGGCAAGCGAACUGAUUUGAAAAUUCAACUGGAAAAAGGUGAAAAAUUGAUUUCACAGCUUCAAGAAAAAAUCGACAUCAUUGAAAAUGAUUUGCUUCUCAAUUGGAUAACAAGAGAUGAACAUAAACAGGUCGAGAAACGUUUAAAGGAAGAGAUCGUCAAUGGAGAAGCUCAACUUGCUGCUGUGCAAAUGGAAAUGGAAUCACUUCGUAAUGAGAUUAAAAUUCACGUUGAAGAGAAGAAAGCAGAAGAAAUUGCCAAUAAAGAAAAUGUCAAAGAACAGCAGAAACGUCGAACAAUUGAAAUUUCUGAUGACCGUCGUUUGAUGUUGAUGAACGAAGCAGCAGAUUCACUUGAUGAAAUUUCAAAUCCAUCCGAACCCUCGUCAUGUCAAAUGUGCACAAAAUAUCAAUCAAAGAUCCUUGAAUUGAAAAAGUAUUUGAGUCGAGCUAUUGAAAAGAUCAAAAUGCAAUCAGAAAUUAAAGCACAAAAUGAUCGUCACAUUCAGAAGCAACUCAGCAACACCGAAUCGUUCUUACAUUCUGCAAGAGCCAAUAUGGAAAAUAUUUUAAAAUCCCGCAAUGUACCCCAAGAAUGA